Messenger RNA from Echinops telfairi (small Madagascar hedgehog), 2664 nucleotides. It is a transcript of the gene MAN1C1, whose product is annotated as mannosidase alpha class 1C member 1. The transcript is spliced from 12 exons. Gene Ontology annotation, cellular component: Golgi membrane; extracellular exosome; endoplasmic reticulum. The coding region runs from base 191 to 2065 and encodes 624 amino acids. Lineage: Eukaryota; Metazoa; Chordata; Mammalia; Afrosoricida; Tenrecidae. The record is from RefSeq and is a predicted model, not a curated record. Gene Ontology annotation, biological process: N-glycan processing; carbohydrate metabolic process. Gene Ontology annotation, molecular function: mannosyl-oligosaccharide 1,2-alpha-mannosidase activity; calcium ion binding.
GGAACUUCGGGGGGGCUGUCCCAGAAGCCGCGGAGCUCGCUGAGUGGGCAGCCUUGCCCGAGGGCCCCCGCCCGGGCUUGGCCUCGGACGCCCUCUGCUUGCCCAGCCUCGGCCACCACGUGCCUGGGCUCCGAGGGCUCCCCGAGGCCGUGAUCGGAGCUGACUGCCCCCAGCCCUGUGCCUGCUCAAGAUGCUCGUGAGGAAAGUGCCCGGCCUGGUCCCGGCCUCCGCCUGGGGGCUGCGGUUGCCGCAGAAGUUCCUCUUCCUCCUCUUCCUCUCCGGCCUGGUCACCCUGUGCUUCGGGGCCCUCUUCCUGCUGCCCCACUCCUCUCGCCUCAAGCGCCUGUUCCUGGCCCCCCGGACCCAGCAGCCUGGCAUGGGACUGGUGGCCGCGAUCGCUGGCCACCCAUUGGUCCGGGAACAGGAGCCGUUUCCCAACCCGGCCCCAGCUGCGCCGGCCCCCGGAGAGGAUGACCCCAGCAACCGGGCCAGUCCCCCCCGCAGGAAGGGGUGGCCUCGGCGAACUCGCCCAACGGGGCUUCGGGAGUUGUCCACAGCGUCUCGGGUCAACAGCAUCGCAGCUCCCAAGCCCCUGGAGGGGAACGUCCCCUUCAGCUUUGACUACAAGGCGUUCCGGAGUCGUCUCCGCCACCCAGUGCUGGGGAGGCCCGAUGAGAAUGAGGAGUCCCGGAGCCUAGUGCAAGACCAGCGCGAAAAAAUUAAGGAGAUGAUGCAGUUUGCCUGGCAGAGCUACACGCGCUACGCCAUGGGGAAAAACGAGCUUCGUCCGCUAACCAAAGACGGCUACGAGGGCAGCAUGUUCGGGGGGCUCAGUGGGGCGACCGUCAUCGACUCCCUGGACACGCUCUACCUCAUGGAGCUGGAGGAGGAGUUCCAGGAGGCCAAGGCCUGGGUGAAAGAGCACUUCAACCUGAACGUGAGUGGAGAGGCAUCCUUGUUUGAGGUGAACAUCCGCUACAUUGGAGGACUCCUUUCAGCCUUCUACCUGACGGGAGACGAGGUGUUCCGGACAAAGGCCAUCCGGCUCGGAGAGAAACUCCUGCCCGCCUUCAACACCCCCACGGGAAUCCCAAAGGGCAUUGUGAACUUCAAAAGCGGCUCUAAUGGCAGCUGGGGUUGGGCCACGGCGGGGAGUAGCAGCGUCCUGGCGGAGUUUGGAUCCCUGCACCUGGAGUUCCUACACCUCACGGAGCUCUCUGGCAACCAGGUCUUCGCUGAAAAGGUCCGGAACAUCCGCAAAGUCCUCAGGAAGAUCGACAAGCCCUUCGGCCUCUACCCCAACUUCCUCAGCCCAGUCAGCGGGACCUGGGUGCAGCACCACGUCUCGAUCGGAGGACUCGGGGACAGUUUUUAUGAAUAUUUGAUCAAAUCCUGGUUGAUGUCGGGCAAGACAGAUUUGGAGGCUAAAAAUAUGUACUAUGAAGCCUUGGAGGCGAUAGAGCACUACUUGCUGAAUGUGUCUCCCGGGGGGCUGACGUACAUUGCUGAGUGGCGAGGGGGGGUUCUGGACCACAAGAUGGGGCACCUGGCUUGCUUCUCAGGAGGCAUGAUCUCCCUCGGCGCCGAGGAUGCCAAGGAAGAGAAGAGGGCCCGCUACCGACACCUCGCAGCCCAGAUCACCAAGACGUGCCAUGAAUCAUACACCCGCUCAGAUACCAAGCUGGGGCCUGAGGCCUUCUGGUUCAACUCCGGCCGAGAGGCAGUGGCCAACCAGCUGAGCGAGAGCUACUACAUCCUGCGGCCGGAGGUGGUGGAGAGCUACAUGUACCUGUGGCGGCAGACCGCCCUGGAGAAACACUGCCGGACCUCAGGCGGCUUCUCGGGGAUCCAAGACGUCUACAGCAGCCUCCCCAACCACGACAACAGGCAGCAGAGCUUUUUCCUGGCAGAGACCUUGAAGUAUCUCUAUCUCCUGUUCUCUGAAGAUGACGUGUUCUCCCUGGAAGACUGGGUGUUCAACACCGAGGCCCACCCACUCCCAGUGAACCACGUGAACAGCUCCAGCCCCAACCCCGGGCCCGGCCGGGCCCAGGCGGGACACUGACCCCAUCCUCCCUGAAGCCCUGGGGCCGCCAAGGGCGGGCCUUGCCUUUUCGGGACUUGGGACUCUUCUCAAAGGGCUGGGAACGUGGACCCGCCCUGCAGACCCCGGCCGGCCGGUCUGUGAGCUCCACUUCUCCUCUGUGAGGAGACACGGACUGGGAGUCGCAGCCGGCCGGCCCUCCUUUCUAGGGAGAGUUUUUACAGAAACCCGCUCCACUUUGCCAUUCCAGGGCCAGAGGACCGCAGUUUGUAGCCCCCUCCCCAUAUUAGCCUCACUUCUGUUCGUUUUGCUUGGUUCCUCUUCGCUCUCCAGUUGGGUUUUUAAUCACAGUUCUGUUGUUUUCAAAACCCUACGCUUUCCGAAGCGGCUCCCCGAGCAACGACCUAUGCAGCGCGCCUGGGGAACCGCGACCCGGUUAUAUACUUUCAGAGCUCUGGCCCCGCGUUUAUCUGUUCAGUUACGCAUCAUUUACCUUUUCGUUGAGGAGGGGGCUCCCCUUUGAUUUGGAUAUAAGUGUUAUGAAUCGCUAGUACUAUUUUCAUUAUUGUAUCGGGAAAAAAUUAUCUGUGAACUAGAAUAAACGUUUAUUGAAUAAGAAA